Molecule: messenger RNA, 1278 nt
Organism: Saccostrea cuccullata (small rock oyster)
Lineage: Eukaryota; Metazoa; Mollusca; Bivalvia; Ostreida; Ostreidae
Product: probable G-protein coupled receptor 139
Exons: 3
Biological process (GO): G protein-coupled receptor signaling pathway
Cellular component (GO): plasma membrane
Molecular function (GO): G protein-coupled receptor activity
Source: RefSeq, a predicted model, not a curated record
AUGUUCAAGGAGCUUGGCAAGGGACUCGGUAGAAGGAAUUUGUAUGGAUCUACUAUCCCAGACUUCUCUACAGGCUUCGAUACCCUCAUCGUGUGGAAUAUUGGUGUACAAAGAUGUGACGUCCAUAGUCACGAGGAGGGUAUGAUUUGGGAGGCCAGUAGAGGGCGUCUUGUUAAUGUAGUCCGUGGUGUCCUUGAGAUAGGAUGGCAAUUCUCUACGUGUGGACGGAGAUGGGAAAUAGUGGUGGAGAUGGUGGCCCGAAUAGAUUUGGAUGUAGGUCUAAGAGAAGAAUGUCUGAAAUGUUAUUCCAAAAUCAUCAACUCUACAGUCAUGUCUUUUAAUACUAGUUUCAGCAACAGGUCUUCUACAAUCCACAUUUCGGUGGAAUUUCAGAUCUCUCUUGAUCUAUGGAUAUAUUUCUCUCCGGUCCUUUUAGUUGUUGGUGCAUUUGGAAAUACUGCCAGCAUUUUCAUCCUUACACGCCGAUCCUUUAGGAAAUCUACGUGUAUGUUCUAUCUAACAAUGUUGUCAGUGGCAGAUCUUAUGGUUUUAUAUACGGCAUUGCUCCGAUUUUGGAUUCGCUCUGCCUUCUCCGUCGAUAUACGUACUCUAUCGAUAUGGAGCUGUAAGAUUCAUGCUUUUCUGGUGUACUUUGCAAUGGAUUUCUCUUCCUGGGUUUUGAUGACAGUCACCCUUGACAGAUUUGUUCUCGUUUGUUUUCCCUUUAAAGCCUAUCUUUUUUCCACAAUGAAGAAGGCACCAUACGUCCUGCUGUUUGUGGUCUUGUUCUUAAUUUUUGUCAACAGUCAUUUCUUUGCCACGGUUACCAUUAAGGAUACAUCAUGCACGUACGAAAAUGAAAUAACCAUGAAGGUCUGGCCGUGGGUGGAUUUAAUUGUGUGUAACCUAAUCCCAUUUUUAGUCAUGCUGGUGUGUUCGAUUAUGAUUUCUAGGAAGGUUCUUCAAACAAAAAAACGUGUUGCUGCCCAGAAUUCACUAUCCGUGCCUGAAGAAAGUGUAAUUCCAUCAAACGACGGAAGACAAAUUCUGAAAACAUCUUCAAUUACUAUCAUGCUACUGACCAUAAUCUUUUCUUUCUUCUUGCUAACUCUUCCUCUCGUUGUCUUUAAAAUUUCCCUGCCGUACUGGAUUCUGGUGGUCACCAAUUCAGAACUACAAAUGUUAGAACUUGUUCGAACAAUAUUCAGCAUGUUAUCGUACACAAAUCAUGUGAUUCAUUUCUUUUGUUGCCUCAGCGGAAGACGAUUUCGUCGAGAG